Molecule: messenger RNA, 1130 nt
Organism: Rhizophagus irregularis DAOM 181602=DAOM 197198
Lineage: Eukaryota; Fungi; Glomeromycota; Glomeromycetes; Glomerales; Glomeraceae
Source: RefSeq, a predicted model, not a curated record
AUGAGCCGAAUUUUUAUUUUGACAUUCGUUUUAUUUGCUACACUUUUUGCGGUCAAUGCAGCACCACUUGCACUUGAAAAAAGAGAUAUUCAAAUUCAACCAUGUCCCGGUUUGCCACCAGAUGUAGUGGGACUCGAUGUAACAGUGACACCUGAUCCUGUCGUUCCUGGAACAGAAGAAACGUUUGACAUUAAAGGAACAAUGAAAAAAGACAUUGUCACUGGAGAUUUUCUUAGUAUUGCAUUCAUCGAUAAUGUCGUGAAACAACCCAUAGGAGAUCCCCUUGUUGUGGAUAUUUGUUCAUUACCUGGAGCCACUUGUCCGACUAAAGCCGGAACUGCAUUUUCUACAACGCAGAAAUACACUGCACCAAAAGAAUUGCCUACGUCAUACGCUAUUAAAAUUGGAAUUGGACAUCAUGUACAACCACCUAAUGUUGAACUAAUAGCCUGUGAAAUUGCUCUUGUUCAAAAUGAUCAAGACAAAAAUAUUGAAUGCCCUUAUUGUGGUGAAACUUUACCAAAUCUAUUACCAUCAAAAGUUUCAGAGUAUUUAAAUGAUAUCUCAACGGGAACAAAAUCGGCUCGUACUAUAGUUGAACAAUAUGAGUUUUGUCUAGUUCAUAAGUUAUCUAAUCGAAUUACAGAAUUGAAGUCAGAUUUGCUAAAAAUUAUAAAAGGUCAACGUCAUAGUGAAUUUCGUGUAGAUGCAGUUAAAAGAAUUCAAGAAAUAGGUAAAUCAAAAGUGGGUCAUCCAUUACUAUAUCAAAUCAAUUAUUUUGAAUCUUUUCAACCUGGAUAUUAUGGGCCUAAAGUCCAAGUUUUGGUACCUGAAACUGCGAUUAGGCUUAUUGCAGAGGAUCUUGGAGGUAUUCCUUUGGAUAUGGCAAAAAAUGUUAUGAACGAUAGUGUUGAAUUUGGAUUUUAUGUUCAUAAAGAUAGUAAUACGUAAUUUUACUUUAAUAUAUUGUAAUUAUGUUUAAUCGAUGCAUUAUAUUUUACCAAAAUAUAUUUUCUUUAUUUCAAAUACAUCAAGUAAAUAAUUAAUAUAAAAAAAUACUCAAGAAAAAAUAAAACACUUUUUGGAACCAACUCACAGCCCAAGAGGAGAGAAUAAGUUAAUUAAAAGUG